Messenger RNA from Carcharodon carcharias (great white shark), 7377 nucleotides. It is a transcript of the gene nlgn3a, whose product is annotated as neuroligin 3a. Gene Ontology annotation, molecular function: signaling receptor activity; neurexin family protein binding. Gene Ontology annotation, biological process: presynaptic membrane assembly; synaptic vesicle endocytosis; modulation of chemical synaptic transmission. The coding region runs from base 393 to 2867 and encodes 824 amino acids. Gene Ontology annotation, cellular component: postsynaptic specialization membrane; cell surface; synapse. The record is from RefSeq and is a predicted model, not a curated record. NCBI's taxonomy places the organism in Eukaryota, Metazoa, Chordata, Chondrichthyes, Lamniformes, Lamnidae. The transcript is spliced from 6 exons.
GAGGCAGCGGUCGAACCGGUUCGAUAGUCCGAUCAGAGCGGAGAAAGCGCUCCAUCAUCCCCGGGACUUGGAUAUGGAACUGUUGGGGAGUUGCACAGCUUCGGACCAUUCCUGAUAAGCCUCAGUCCCAGGAUUUGUCUUUGAAAUAGAAAUGCAAGUGAAGAAUAAUCAUUUAUCUGGAUGACAAGAUGUGCACCUUCCAGAUCUGAAACUACUGGACAAGAAUUUUGCUGCAGGAUGAUUACUUGGCUUUGCAGCUCUCCUAUGGAUUGACAACCUUGUGGGAACGAGUGUAACAAGAUAAGAACCUCCCUGUCCAUGACCUUUGGAUUUAUUGCAGUUAUUGAUUGGCACCAAGGGCUUUUGGAAUUUAUAUUGGUGAGAGUCUGGUAAUGUCAUCGUGUACAAUGUUUCUUUACACAAGACGGAGUUGUCCUUUAUCCUUUUUGCAACGCACAGCCACCAUUUUCUUAAAUGUAGACUGCAGUACUGUUCUGUGGAUAUUCAGCUUCGCUGUCAGGGUCAUAGUGCUGGAGGGUCAGAUCAACAACCCAACUGUGAAUACUCAUUAUGGAAAACUGCGGGGGAUCCGAAUUCCCUUGCCAAGUGACAUACUUGGGCCAGUGGAUCAAUACCUGGGAGUUCCAUAUGCUAGUGCUCCCACUGGAGAGAAAAGGUUCCAACCACCAGAACCUCCGCCUUCCUGGUCUGGAAUACGUAAUGUUACUCACUUCGCCCCUGUCUGCCCACAAAACAUUCACGGUAUGGUACCAGAAAUAAUGUUACCAAUCUGGUUCACGGCAAAUUUGGAUAUAGUUGCAACAUACAUCCAGGAUCAAAAUGAAGACUGUUUGUAUCUAAACAUCUAUGUCCCCACAGAGGAUGAUAUUCGUGAUAGUGGGCCUAAGCCAGUCAUGGUAUACAUUCAUGGAGGAUCAUACAUGGAGGGGACGGGAAAUAUGAUUGAUGGCAGCGUAUUGGCAAGCUAUGGCAACGUUAUUGUUAUCACACUCAACUACCGUGUGGGUGUUCUGGGUUUCUUGAGCACUGGGGAUCAAGCUGCAAAAGGCAAUUAUGGAUUGCUGGAUCAGAUCCAGGCCCUGCGCUGGAUCAGUGAGAACAUUGCAUUCUUUGGAGGGGAUCCCUUACGGAUUACAGUUUUCGGAUCUGGAAUUGGAGGCUCAUGUGUCAGCCUUCUCACUCUAUCCCAUCAUUCAGAAGGCCUUUUCCAAAGAGCGAUUAUUCAGAGUGGGUCAGCCUUAUCAAGCUGGGCAGUGAAUUACCAGCCAGCAAAGUAUACAAGAUUACUAGCGGAGAAGGUGGGCUGCAACAUGCUGGAUACUCUUGACAUGGUGGACUGCCUGAGGCAAAAAUCCUUCAAGGAACUAGUAGAACAGGACAUCAAGCCAGCACAGUAUCAUGUUGCAUUUGGCCCAGUCAUUGACGGAGAUGUUAUACCGGAUGAUCCUGAAAUUCUGAUGGAGCAGGGAGAGUUUCUAAAUUAUGACAUCAUGUUGGGAGUCAAUCAAGGAGAAGGAUUCAAAUUUGUGGAGUGGAUAGUAGAUCAGGAUGAUGGGAUAUCUGGAAGCGACUUUGAUUUCACUGUUUCUAAGUUUGUGGAUAACCUUUACGGCUACCCUGAGGGUAAGGACACACUCCGGGAGACAAUCAAAUUCAUGUACACUGACUGGGCAGACCGUGACAAUCCUGAGACACGACGGAAAACUUUAGUCGCUCUUUUUACUGAUCAUCAGUGGGUAGAGCCUGCAGUGGUAACAGCCGAUCUGCAUGCUCGUUAUGGCUCUCCUACAUACUUCUACGCCUUCUACCAUCACUGUCAGAGUGACAUGAAACCAGCCUGGUCUGACGCAUCCCAUGGUGAUGAAGUACCCUAUGUUUUUGGGAUCCCCAUGGUUGGACCGACGGAUCUAUUCCCAUGCAACUUUUCCAAAAAUGAUGUGAUGCUUAGUGCUGUUGUCAUGACGUACUGGACAAAUUUUGCCAAAACUGGUGAUCCCAACAAGCCAGUGCCACAGGAUACCAAGUUCAUCCACACAAAGGCAAACCGCUUUGAAGAGGUGGCCUGGUCUAAAUACAAUCCACGAGAUCAGCUUUAUCUUCACAUUGGUCUGAAGCCACGAGUGCGGGAGCACUAUCGGGCCACUAAAGUGGCCUUUUGGAAGCACCUGGUCCCUCACCUGUACAACCUGCAUGAUAUGUUCCAGUACACCUCCACCACCACCAAGGUGCCUCAGCCCAACACCACUCCAAUCUCCUAUGCGACUAGGCGACCCAACGGCAAGGUAUGGCCCUUCACCACCAAGCGGCCAGGCUCUGGCAUGUCUCCAGCUUUCAACUCCAAUGAGCAGCAGAAGGAGAACUGGGACUCAGAGCAGGACAGUGGUUCCCUCCUAAUCGAGAAUCCCCGGGACUACUCCACUGAGCUAAGUGUAACCAUUGCAGUGGGGGCCUCCCUGCUUUUCCUCAAUGUCCUGGCUUUUGCUGCCCUGUACUACCGCAAGGACAAACGCCACAAUGACCCCCAUCAACAGCCAAGCCCUCAACGUAACGCCAGCAACGACAUGGCACACACGCAGGAGGAAGAGAUCAUGUCACUACAAGUGAACCAAACCCAUCACGAGUGCGAGAACAUCCAGGCUCAUGAGCCCAUGCGGCUUCCUUCACUGCCAGACUACACCCUGACUCUCCGCCGCUCUCCUGAUGAUAUCCCCCUUAUGACCCCCAAUACCAUCACCAUGAUUCCCAACUCCUUGGUGGGGAUGCAGUCCUUGCAUCCUUAUAACACCUUUGCUGCUGGUUUUAAUAGCACAGGGCUGCCUCAUUCACACUCCACCACCAGAGUAUAGUCCUGGGCAGUAACCCUCCAGUAAGCAGGAGCGAAUGAACUGGGUAGAGAUCCCCUCACACAGACCACUCCAGACUGCUGGAUUUUAACAAGGGUCUGAUUAACAUGUGCACUGUACCAUCUUUACAAGAAGGCUCUCUCCCUGGGAACUUCAAAAGACGUAUAUUCACAUCGGGCCUUCUUGUUCAAAGAGACAACCUGAAGUUUUAUAAAAUAAUCAAAAUAAGAAAAAAAUUUAAAAAAAAAGAAAAUACAAAACCGAAAGAAAACUAAAGUGCUUUUGUUACCAUUGUGGGGAAGCAACGGCAAAUGGCUGCCCACCUUUAUCUCAUUGUUCACAUGCCUUAGCCCCACACGCUGCUGUGCUCCAUGCAUUUUUUAAUCAAUUUUAGAGCCGCUUAGAAUGAAUAUAUUAGCGCCGAGGGGAUUGGAGGAAAUGCAUGCACACAAGGACUGAAACACCAUGGCCAGGAAUCUCCUGGGUGGUUCACGGAUUAGCUGCCAUAGCUUCAUUGGAAGAUCAUGGAAACCGCAGACAGAAAGUGAAAACUGGGCUUUCUGCCGAAGUUGCGGCAAUUGAUCAGGACAGCCCCCUAGAAAAUCCCCGGCACAUUACUUUUCAGUAAGCAUUAAGGGUUGUUGAGAAGCAGAGAGAGCAUCUCCUCGGCCUUCCCUUUGAGGCUCUGUUAUUGUUUUGGGUUCGAUUAGGUUAUGUUUUUGUUCUGACGAUCCCAGAGUCAGUUAAUUCUGAAGUGGAGAUUGAUCUUGGUGCAGCUCCUUCCUACAGUGAAUGCCCUGCUGAACCACCAACCACUCUUAACGGUUAAGAAUUCGAUAUAAAGACCAAAAUUGAGUGAAACACUUUUGGCUUUCUAGAAACUGCCAGAAAAGCCUGUUGUUUUACUACGUUGCACCCAUGGAAGCGUUUGUGUCUGCCCAUUGCCGCCUACAUUUUCCUUUCUCAUUCAUUUAUCUGGGGAAGGACUUUGUAUUUUUGUGACUCAACAAAUAUCUAACAAACUUUUUUACACAUCUGUUUCUUUUUUCUGGGGAUGGGUAGCCACUCUUCAAAUGCAGCAAAUAAUGCAGCUUUCAAUCGUGUGCAUCCCUUAAUUUUUUUAUACAAAGUGAAUUGUGACACGUGCCAAAUUAGAACCAGCAAAAAUUUUUUUGGGGAGGGUUGUUUUUAACUGUAUCUGUCUAUUUUGUAUUUUGGUAUAAGCAAUCUUUUGCUGUCUGUUACUUUGUGUCAUGCCUGUUUGCAGUUGAGAAGGUGCAGACAGGGAGACAGUGCCACAAAUACACUCCAUGUUAUGAGGUUUUUUUUUCUCAAUUUAGAGUCAGGCUACAGUCCUUGUGCUUAGUCCAGGCUCAUGAGGACCAUGCUGUCAAUGGAACCUUUCCUUCGACCCGACACCAGACUCCUCCCACAGAAGCCAGACUCUAUUUCCAACGGCUGGGGAUUUUCAAAUGGAAUAUUUAAAUCGUCUCUUUCCUCCAGAAGGCAUACCAGUCAUGCAUACUCUCUGUGUUCCUUGCCCGAGAUUUGUUUUAAUGAAUUUGUGUUGUGAAUGUGUGUUUAGUGGAAUUGGAUUGAAAAUUUUAUUUUUAAGUUGAUUCCCAUUGUGCCCGUUUUCUGGGUUAAAAAAAUGGUGCAAAAUGUGCCACUUACUGAGGGCAAUACUCCUUGGUCAAUCAGAGACACCUGACAAAUGUCGGACCCCAUAUUGGGUAGACAAUUUUUCAGGAGUUCCUGGUGGCUACUUAAAACAGAUGUUAUACCCCUUGCAUAUGUAAACACUUAUUUUAGGACCCUUCAGCUAAAUUGGCUGACCUUAGCGAAGCGUGCAUUAGGAAUACUUUGCUCAGGAUCUUUGGCAGUCACUAUGAUUAAGUAAUGGUCACCAACAAAAAAUGGUGUAUGUUUUUUCAAAGUUUGAUGUGGAGCCCGGAGAAGUAGGAGUGAUCACUUUGACCGCACAGCACUCCCAAAGACUGCUGCCAUUCUUGAUCAUCACCCUCACCAAAGAGACGAGAGCCCAAAAUUCGUACUCUUUAAAUGGGCAAGCUGGCAACAGGCAAAUACCCAAAGUAUUGGAAUGAGGCCUCAGGCCCAACUUCAGGAAAAACUCCAGGCUUUGUUGUACACAAUGAAUGGGCCAUAACCAGUUUCUUCUCCAUAAUCUCUCUUUCUUCAGUGCUAGUAUUCUGUGUGAGGUAAACAAUCUUCACCUAAAUUUAAACCCAAGUCCUAAUUAUAAAUAACACCAGGUUACAACCCAUCCUAAUAAAUCUGGAUAAUACAAAGGAGACAAAAACAAAAGUGCUGAUGGUGGAAAUCUCAUAUAAAAACAGAAAAUGCUGGAAAAGAUCUGGCAGCAUCUUUGGAAAAUACUUUAACUGUUUUUCUUCUAUAGAUUCUGCCAACCUUGGUGAGCCUUUCCAACAUUUUCUGUUUGAAUACAAAUGCCCGUUGACUUUUUUGUUCAUUCAUUCUUGGGAUAUGAGCAUCGCUAGCACGGCCAGUAUUUGUUGCCCAUCCCUAAUUGCUCUUGACCAGGUGGGGGUGAAGUACUUUCUUGAACUACUGCAGUCCAUGUGGUGUGGAUACACCCACAGUGUUAUUAGGGAGGGAGUUCCAUGAUUUUGACCCAGCAACAGUGAAGGGAUGGUGAUAUAGUUCUAAAUAAGGAUGGUGUGUGGCUAGGGGGCAACUUGCAGUUUGUGGUGUUCCCAUUCAUCUGUUGCUCUUACUCUUCUAGAUGGUAGAAGUCAUGGGUUUGGAGGUGCUGCAGACUCAUUUCUGAAUCUACUCACCAGCAGCUAAACGCCAGAAAAUAUCAGUAUAAUUUCAAAUGCUGGUAGGAAACUCCAACCUCAAUUUUCAGUGAUGAGAAAUAAUCCAAACACUAUCAUAGAAAAACACAAGAUCAACUUUCAUAAUUGUAGUCAGUCCUGCCUGAGAUGAAUCCCAGACCUAUCUACAUGUACCUGAAAUGGAAUCAUAAAUCAAGUUACCCACGUGUACGAAAACAUCAGCAUUUCUGGACCUGCUAUUUCCUAUCCACAAGCAUAUUCCUCUACCUCUAACCCUCCAAGUUCAAUCUUUAAUUACCUCCUAUCAUGUCUUCAUUAAUGCCUCCAUAUCAAAUUCCUCAGCGUGUGUUUACCCUUUCAUCUCUGCCCCGCAGCAGCUAUCCCUCCAUAUUCUACUUGUCACGGUUUCUAUCCUCUUGUGCAUUCUUCUCCAAACCCCGGUUUUCCCCUUUCUCCUUUCCUGUUAUAUCUAAUCCUUCGGUGUGUUGUUCUCCAUGAUCCUACUAAGCAACCGCUGGAUUGUAUUCAAUGCGGAUUCUGUCGCAGCUAGAUUAAUUCCAUUUGGUUAAGGCUCAAAUAACCAUUUUUUAUGAUCGACAUGUUCUUUUAGUUAUGUUCUAAAGAAGUCCCACUAACCAAACACGGCGUAAAUUCUGAAUUGCUUUUCCUACUCUGGACUGCAGUAAAAUACUUGAAGUAAAGUUUGCUCUUGCUUGCCUUCCAUCUAAACCGCGAUCUCAUUUUCCAUCUGGACAAAGACUCCCCGAUCAUAAGGUUUUUCAAUUCAUUGCACCAGAUAUAUCCUCUAGGAGGUUUGACGAUUGCAACAGAGCAAGUUCCGUGGUUGGCUUAAAGGACACUUAAUGGUGUUUGUCUUAGAUCUGAAUAGAGAAAGCCGAUGUCAUGUGUGAACGCGAUUUUUAGAGUAUCAGUGAUUUGUCAAGAAGGAGGUUCUUUGUUUUCUUGGGGUAUAUUGGAUUGAGUUGAACACUUAAGCCAACACCAAUUCCCAUUCUGGGAGUCUGCGAUUGCUCGAUACCGGAUUGAAGUUCGUGAAACCUGUUCGAGGUCUUUCUGGCCUUUCAGUUUUGCUGUGUGCACUUCAGCAUUGCAAGUGGGGCUGAGAUGACAUGUUGGUUAUUGAAGGAGAUUAUAAAUAUCGAAAUGACUGCUCUCUAUGGCCGCAUAGGCAUCUCACUCAAACAUCUGGGUUCAGAGUAACAGAAACUGCUUUACCUGUUUGUGAUGUUCAAACUUGUCAACAAUAUAGGCCGAAGGGGAAAUAUUCCAUUGUGUUAUAGAUGAGCCUUUGAGUACUGAAGUGUGCACAUACCUAGAUCCUUUUCUAUCCUGUUCGAGCUGCGUCGACUAAGUACAUUUUUAGUUUGAGGCUGUCUUUACGCAGACACUCUAAAUAUUUCUUAAAUCACAUUAUUCUCAAUAAACUGAACAAUUAAUAAUGGAAUUUGAUUAUUUUUAUUUUGAUGCAGAAAUGCUCCUGCAGAGCUCAAAGGUUUAACAGCCACUCAGGAGAAAACAGCAUAAGAGAAAAGCCCUUGUGGCGAGCGCCUCUGGGCCUUUCUAUAUAGAAAUAUAUAUACAUUUCAAUUAUGAUUUAAACAAAUCGAAUAUAACAUUUCACUGAAAUACCUUACUCGUUCCAUAUCAGUCUGAAGUUAUAUUUUCAAAUGGUA